Messenger RNA from Bicyclus anynana (squinting bush brown), 980 nucleotides. RefSeq lists its product as uncharacterized. The coding region runs from base 109 to 840 and encodes 243 amino acids. The transcript has 3 exons. NCBI's taxonomy places the organism in Eukaryota, Metazoa, Arthropoda, Insecta, Lepidoptera, Nymphalidae. The record is from RefSeq and is a predicted model, not a curated record.
UAAUCGUUGGUACCUAUAAAAUCACUAAGUUUUAUGGAUACUUUAUAUAUUCAUUACAUUCUGUGAAGCUUGUUGACCCUCAACUAUUAAUUUGCGUAAUUCUUGAAUAUGAGUUCUGUGAAAAUGGUCACAAAUAUGAGCGGCUCGAGUUCUGAUAUUUCAAACGACAAAACCAACGAAGACGCCAAAACAAUAUGCAACACGAAGGCAGCUUCCGUUCCGAGGAUGCAAAGACAAUCUGAAGUUGUUCUAAACGAGCCGCCCUCUGCGCCGUUUUACUUUCACUCGCUGAAAGAAAACGAAGCUCCACCUUUCAGAAAGCCAGGAAAAGAACCGAUACUUCGUCUACUGAUUGACACUUUGAUCAAAGAGGACGAUGUAAUAGAAAUGGUCGCGGCUAUGGAUAUCGAUGACUCUUAUAGUGGAUAUAAGAAACGGAUAGUUGAAAUCCUUGUGAGAUAUAAUAUUGUGACAAAUUACCAUGUAACUGAAAAAUAUUUUCUCGUAAUAUUUGUCAUGGAGACCAUAAGCUACGCAGCCCAGAGAGACUUUAAUGUGUCCAAACUUGCUUGCCUGCUGUCUAUUUAUUUGGCUACCCACUUGUAUUUCAAGUGGUAUUACUGGAUAUCACCUGCAGCCGUCUGGAAAUACUUUAGACGUUUGAUGAUUAAACAUACAAUUGAGGAUUCACCAGAUGGUCAAGAAGUAUUUGAGCCUGAGGAGUGUUACGACAUCAUGUCACACUUUCAUACCAACUACCUCUGCAACUUGCCACUCGUGCAUAUCCUUACAUUUGAGGUGGAUAGACUGAAGAUAAUGUGGCCUUUUAAUAUGAAAUGAUAUUUAAGUAUUUCAAGUUUCAUUUCUUUGUUUUGUUUACAAUAAAACUAGUGUUUAAAUUAUAAAACAAACUUUAUUUACUUAUUCCACAACAAAACACUAAGGCAAAGUAUUCUUGUGUUUAGAUUUUUUCCUUUUUU